Messenger RNA from Ilex paraguariensis (yerba mate), 1653 nucleotides. Lineage: Eukaryota; Viridiplantae; Streptophyta; Magnoliopsida; Aquifoliales; Aquifoliaceae. The record is from the annotation of a GenBank genome assembly.
AUGGAAUUGGAGAUACGACAAACUCUAAGUGGAAAUCGUCAUACUGGUCGUAUUUCUCCACGUGCAUUUUUGACAUCAAUGUCACCUGUUAUGUCUAGAGAUGCAGAGGUAUUCAUGAAAGCAGCAGCUGCUGUUUGUCAGUUGGAAUCAUCAGGAGGAAGGACCUUUGUUGUGUUAUCAAAAGAAAAAGAGAAAGAUAAGGAAAAGUCAAAAGUAUCUGGUGUUGAACUGGGGGUAUCUUCUACUGAAUGUGUUCGAAUCCCUGAAAAUAAAACCCAUGAUGGCCCAGCUAAGUGUUCUAAAGGCCACAAAAGAAUUCCUGCAAGUCUUACUAUGGUAAUUGAUCAUCUUCUUGAAAUUGUAAUGAAAUUUCCUUCACCAAGUGGUGAGGACAAUUGCACAAAUUAUCCAAGUGCAAUGGAGGUUGAUGAACCUGCUACCAAGGUAAAGGGUAAAUCGAAGGUUGAUGAGGCAAAGAAGAUUGAAUCAGACAGUCAAUCAGAAAGAUCAGUGGGGCUAGCUAAGUGCAAUCCGGGUUUCAUUGCCUCCAUUGUUUUGCUUGUUACUCAUGUAUACUGUGGUGUUGGAGAUGUGAAGCGGAAUCGCAAUGUUGGGUCAGGAAGUACAAACCAACGCUAUAUAGCACCCCCACCUGAUGAAGCUACUAUUGCCACAAUUGUGGAGAUGGGUUUUGGCAGGGCAAGAGCAGAGGAAGCACUGAGACGGGUGGAAACAAACAGUGUUGAGAUGGCCAUGGAAUGGUUGUUUAGUCAUGUUGAAGAUCCUGUUCAGGAGGAUGAUGAAUUGGCGCGGGCACUUGCUUUGUCACUAGGAAGUUCAUCGGAGACAUCUAAAGUUGAAAACAUUGAUAAGUCCAUCGAUACCCUCAAGGACGAUGGACGAACAAAGGAACCCCCUGUGGAUGACAUUCUUGCUGCAACGAUGAAAUUGUUUGAGAGUAGUGACUGGAUGGCUUUUCCUUUGACUGAUUUGCUAGUUACGCUUUGCAGUCGGAACAAAGGUGAAGAUCGCCCAAGAGUGAUCUCUUAUCUUAUUCAGCAGCUAAAGCUUUGCCCAUUGGAAUUUUCUAAGGAUGCCAGUGCUUUGUGUAUGAUAUCACAUACUUUAGCAUUGCUUCUUUCUGAAGAUGGAAGUGCGCGAGAGAUCGUUGCAAAGAAUGGUAUUGCCAAUGUAGCCAUCGAUAUUCUGAUGAACUUCAAAGCAAGAACUGAGUCAGGAAACGAGCCAGUGGUACCAAAAUGUGUUAGUGCUCUACUACUUAUCUUGGAUAAUUUGUUGCAAUCCAGGCCUAGAAUAUCUGCUGAUAUUACUGAGGGAACUCCUGGGGGACCUUUACCUGACUCGUCUGGGGAGCAUGUUUCAUUGUCUGUUUCAGAAGCAGUAAAAGAGAGAAAUCCAACUCCAGCAGCCCAUGAUAAAGACUCUACUUCAUUUGAGAGAAUUUUUGGAAACUCUACCGGCUAUUUGACUGUUGAUGAGAGUCGAAGGGUAUUGGUUGUUGCUUGUGACUUGAUAAGACAACAUGUCCCAGCUAUGGUCAUGCAGUCUGUUUUACAAUUAUGUGCUCGGUUGACAAAAACAUUCUCUGGCUCUGCAAUUUCUCGAAAAUGGAGGCUUGGUUGCUCUUUUUAG